This is a messenger RNA of Necator americanus (New World hookworm), 852 nucleotides long. RefSeq lists its product as uncharacterized. Bases 1 to 852 code for a protein of 283 amino acids. The record is from RefSeq and is a predicted model, not a curated record. Gene Ontology annotation, molecular function: calcium ion binding. NCBI's taxonomy places the organism in Eukaryota, Metazoa, Nematoda, Chromadorea, Rhabditida, Ancylostomatidae. The transcript is spliced from 6 exons.
AUGAAGCUACUUCUAUUCGCAGCGCUUUGUUGUUGUUGUGGCAGCGUCCCGCUACCCGUUCCUCUGGAGGAGGAAUUCAAUCUGCCAGGAUUCAACGCGAAACAAGAGAACCACGAGGAGAAAUUUCUGCGCGUUGAUAGCAACAGGGACAAAAAGUUGGAUUUCGGCGAAUUCCUGCAUAUGGAAUUGGCGUACGUCGAUGCGAAAAAGGAGGAAUUUGACUCUUUGGAUAAAGACAAAGAUGGUAUCGUCACCCAAAAGGAAUACGAAGAACACUACCAUGGAGUGACGAGUCGAAGCGAAGCGCGACGUUCCGAGUAUUUUGCAAAAGUUUUCCAGGAUUUCGACGAAGACUUUGACAUGUCCCUCAACCAGGAUGAAAUGGAACGAGUGCUUGCUGAGCGAUUUUUGGUAAAACCAAGAGAGAACUUUCCCAAACUUUUCUACGAAUUUGACCACGACCAUAGUGGGGGUCUAGAUCUCACAGAGUAUAUGAAAUUCGACGCCAGCUUCCCUUUUGACCAGACCGAUGCAAUCUCCGAGGAUUCGACUAAAAACCAGAAGACAACUGGACGGAAAAGUUCUAAUCGAGGUCCUGCAGUGGCAAAGGUAGCCCCGAUUUCAGCGCACCUGGACAACAAGGAUGCCCAAGCCGUCGCAAUGGUUGUGGCGCAGGCCUCCCCCACUUUGACAAAGAACGCUGUUCCGCGCACGGCGCACGCACCAAACGCAGUUUCUAUUCAACAGAAGGUUGCUCUUCCCGCUGUUCUCGGACUCCACCCUGUUGAGCCAGGACCCUCUCGUUCGGCAGAACCUAUCAGGAAGAUUGCCAAAGCUGCAAAGUCCAUCUGA